AUAGUUCUGAUGGCGGUAUAUAAGACUGGUUGAUUACUGUAACAAAAUAUACAACAUUUACGAUGAGUUCCUUCGCGUGGCUCGCUUGCUUCAUUGCCCUCUCCAACGUCGUCCUGAUCCAGGCCCAGUAUGGUGGCUCCCAAGGCUACCCUGGCUAUGGUGCCCCUCCGCCUUACCCCAUCAUAGUGAAGUCUGGCAACGAUGAUGACGGUAUGAAGCACAUAUUGCCGAUUCUUCUUCUCUUGCUAUGUGACAAUGGUGGUUUUGGCGGAUGUGGUGGUUGCGGCGGAUUUGGAGGCGGUUGCGGUGGUGGAUGUGGCGGCGGAUGCGGCAAUGGCGGAGGACAAAACAUUCCUAUCCCUUAUCCCAUCCCUAUCCCAAUCAACAGCCCUGUUAUCACUAAUAACUAAUUUCACAGAAUGUAUUUUCAUAUUUUUUUCUCAAUAUUUUUUACGUUAUACAAAAUUCACACUCGAAAUCACAAAUCUGUUAAAUUGUCGCUGUAAAUUCUGUUGUAUUCUCUUCCAUUACCCUUUUCGUUUUAUUUACAUGUUCCAUUUUGUUCGACUGUAUAUUUUGUGAAAUAUAUGUUUUACGUAAAUAAA
Messenger RNA from Spodoptera litura, 605 nucleotides. RefSeq lists its product as uncharacterized. The record is from RefSeq and is a predicted model, not a curated record. Lineage: Eukaryota; Metazoa; Arthropoda; Insecta; Lepidoptera; Noctuidae.